UUCUUCUCCAGUCCUCUUUAGCUCGCGAAACCUACCGGUGACUUUUGGAUAUUUGUCACCGCCUCUCAUUUUCUUCCGGCCCCCAACUAUUUUGUCAACCAGUGUUUCGUCUUCAAAUCUUCCUUACCAGAUUGCAAGAUAGGAUUUUUUUUUUGGGGGUUAAUUAGGUUUCUUUCGAAGUUUUCUCCAAUGAUCUGUCUUUAGAGCUUACUCUUUUGGACAUAUCAAAAUAUUUUAUCGGAUCAACGUUCGGAAUCUCAGAUCGGUUCUGUUUUUGAUUCAUUCUUCUCCGGCGAUGGCGACUGCAUCUUCCUAUUGGUGUUACCGCUGCAGUCGCUUUGUCAGGGUCUGGCCGCAGGACGCGAUCGUCUGUCCUGACUGCGAUGGUGGCUUUCUAGAGGAGCUCGAGAACUCGCCGAGCGUCGCGCGCCGGUAUCUUCUUGGCAGCCGUGGGGAUUUCCCAGAAACCCAACCUGAGCCCAUCAGAAUGCGUCGCCACAGGCGCAAUGGAACCGGAGACCGCUCGCCUUUCAAUCCUGUCAUCGUUCUCCGCGGUCCUUCCGACGGCAGCGGCGACCGCGGUGCCGAUCGCCCAUCUAGCAGAAGCUUUGAGCUCUACUACGACGACGGGACGGGGUCUGGCCUUCGCCCUCUACCGUCGAGCAUGUCGGGGUUUUUGAUGGGCUCUGGCUUGGAGCGGCUACUAGAUCAGCUCGCUCAGAUCGAAAUCAACGGCCUCGCUGGCCGUGGAUUUGAGAACCCGCCUGCUUCUAAGGCAGCCAUCGAGUCUAUGCCGACGAUCGAGAUCACUAAAUCUCAAGAUUGCAACUGCGCCGUGUGCAUGGAACCGUUCGAUCUCGGGGCUGAAGCAAGGGAGAUGCCUUGUAAGCAUAUUUACCAUCAAGAUUGCAUCUUGCCGUGGCUCUCGCUCCGGAAUUCGUGCCCGGUGUGCAGGCAUGAGAUGCCUACUGAUGUAAGCGGUCGUGGGAUGACGGAUCCCGCCGGCGAUGACAGGAGUCCGGUUGCCUCCAGUGAGGAUGAGACUGUGGGACUUACAAUAUGGAGGCUUCCUGGUGGAGGAUUCGCAGUUGGGAGAUUUACUGGAGGGAUGAGGGCUGGGGAUCGGCAGCUCCCUGUUGUUUACACUGAAAUGGACGGCGGGUUUAAUUCUGGGGGUGUGCCGAGGAGAAUCUCCUGGGUUUCAAGAGGUAAUAGGUCUCAGCAGAGAGGAGGAAUUGGUCGGAUAUUUCGCAAUAUCUUCUCAUUCUUGGGCAGGCGUGGAUCUACCUCUUCUCGCCCCAGUUCAGAUCUUGGGUCUUCAGCUUCUGAUUUGCCCCGAAGAAACAGAACUUUUAGGGCUAACGGCAGCGAGUUUUCAAUUAGACAUUAGAGGAAAAAAUAGGAAAAAAGAACAAAAAAUUGAUCAAUUUCAUGAUCUUUUUCAUCAAAUGAGAGCUUCAUCUUUAUAGUUAUAAUACAUUAUUCUAGUUGUUUCCUCCAUCUCAUUAGAGGAGAAAUCAUUGUGUAGAAGUUGUAGAAGGCAUGCUGUUUUUUCUUUAUAUAUCCAAUGUAAAUAGAAGGAAUCUGGAAAAAUGUAUUGCAUUUUUUCUGCUAUAAAUUUGGCGGUGGCUUUGAAGAAAAUUGAACUUGCCUGUUUACCCGUUUAA
Molecule: messenger RNA, 1667 nt
Organism: Dendrobium catenatum
Lineage: Eukaryota; Viridiplantae; Streptophyta; Magnoliopsida; Asparagales; Orchidaceae
Product: probable E3 ubiquitin-protein ligase RHC2A
Exons: 1
Coding region: 296-1390 (364 amino acids)
Biological process (GO): protein ubiquitination
Cellular component (GO): cytoplasm
Molecular function (GO): ubiquitin protein ligase activity
Source: RefSeq, a predicted model, not a curated record